AUGGCACGAACCAGAGGCACUAAGUCUUCCUCUCCCUCCGCCCGAAAGCCAACGCCGCGCGAGGCGCCUGUGCAAGCUUCAGCCUCUGAGCCUCCAUGGCCGGAAGUCAUUCCGCCUCCUGUAAAGCCCACGCCAAAGAAGCGCCAGGCCAAGCCGACACUACAAACGCCUCCGGCGAGGCGCUACCUUACCAGGUCAGGGGGCUGUCCUCUACAAAAGCGAGCUAGAGUGGAAAGCUCGGAACCCAUCGACUUGACAGGGCAAUCCCCUGUUCAAUCCCCUGUUCCAUCUCCUGUUCCAUCUCCGGUGCCAUCUCCGGCACCGCCGGCGAAGCCUCAAGCAAGCCAGCCGCCGCCUUCUGAGCCCCAAAUUCCGGCUGAACCAACUCCUGAAGUGAUUCUCACUCAACCACCAAUUGAAGGCAAUUUGGACUGCCGAGCUAGGCCAUUCCAUUCUGAGCUGUGUUUUGACACAGCUGCCUUCUAG
Messenger RNA from Vitis riparia (riverbank grape), 486 nucleotides. RefSeq names its product anther-specific proline-rich protein APG-like. Lineage: Eukaryota; Viridiplantae; Streptophyta; Magnoliopsida; Vitales; Vitaceae. The record is from RefSeq and is a predicted model, not a curated record. The transcript has a single exon. Bases 1 to 486 code for a protein of 161 amino acids.